AUGACACGACGUCUCGAUGACGGCACAACGACAUACGACCCGUUUACAGGCGUCCUCCCCGUCCUACCGCCCGAUGCCCAGCUUCCGGACAAGAACCCGCGCAGCAACGCCGCAACCGCAGCGUCGGCCGCCGGCGUGCGCGCCUUGAGCGCCCAGGCCAUCGCAUUUUACUUCCGCGCUCCUGUCAAGGCCUUCUUCCGCACCCGCGUCGACUACCUCGCCUAUGCGCGCAGUGUGCACCAGGCCCAGAUCGAGCUGCUCGCCCAGGCCGCCGCCAAGGAGCCCUCGACUAAGCUGAAGGCGACGCUGAACCAGGCAUGGUUCUAUCUGCGGGGCACCACGCCGGGCGUGCUCACGUCGGCGGUGAAGCAGCACGGCUGGAGCGUGCUCCCGAAUCAAGUCUUGCCGCCGCUCAUCGCAAACGUGGGCGUCGGGGCCGUGCUGUAUACCAGCUACCUCACGAUCCUUGGCAGCCUGCAUGAGGGGAGCGGCAGGGCGACAAAGACUGUCUACCCACCACCGCACCCGACGCAGACCUUCACCGCAGGACUUCUCGCCGGAAGUCUCCAGAGUUUCAUCGCCGCACCGUUAGAUGCCAUCCAGGCACGGUAUGAUCACCGCGACCUCAUGCCAACGGAGGGUGGGAAACCCAGAAGCAUGUGGGCCUUCAGUGCCGAGAAGCUGAGGGAGAUUGGUGUGCGUGGCAUCUUCGCGGGAUGGGGUCUUUCCCUCAUGAAGGACAGUUUCGGCGCAGCCGUGUUCUUCAGCGUUUUCGAAUACGUCAAGGCGCAAGGAUACUACCGCUUCGUCUCGUGGUACUACGGCGGACUCGAAGAGCAUAUUGUUGACUUUAUGGCCCAAAAGCGACCUGCGAAGAAUGGUAAACCGGAGGAUGACAACAAGCAGCCUCUCAUCAUUCGUCCGCACUACGCUAUAGAACCCAUCUUCUUGCUUCUCGGAGGACUCAGCGCAUCCUUUGCCCAACAAGUUGUUCUUCAUCCCUUGACUCACGUGCAAGUGGAGCACUGGGAUCGCCUUGAGGAACUCGACGCCAAGGCAGCGAAAUUGAGGGAAACCAAGGGAGCCGACCCGGCACACCGUAAAGACGGAUGGAGGAUGGCGAGGGCCUACUACCGGGCUUACAAAGAGACCUGGUCAGAAUGCUGCGCAGAGGCCGCAAAGGAAGGGUUGGGCGUGAGAAAAUGGCUAUGGCGCGGUUUCUGGUGGAACACCAUCCGCCAAGUUCCCAGCACAAGCGCUGGAUUGAUCAUUUUUGAACUGGUGCGACGAAAGUACGGUCUCGGCAGCGAAGAGGUUCGCAUCAUGGGAGACGGCUGUGGCUUGCAGGUGGCACGACUCUACACUGGCUGGCUGGUUUGCGGCACCUUCGGAUUCAUCAACAAAAUCGACGAAAUGGCCAACAUUCCAAAAUCAGACAAUGUCGUGCGCGUCAAGCUGGUCGACACGACAACUGCCAUGGUCGGCGUGGCCGAGUCCUUCGUUCAGCCAGUCGUGAAGGGGCAUGAAGUCAUCAACUUUUGCUCGCUAGCUUUCCUCCUCGAACAUGAGAAACUCGGAAAGAAGGCAAUGUUUGAUCUCGGUGUCCGAAAAGACUACUGGAACCUACCCAAGGGCGCUCAACAAGGAGUGCUGGGGCCAGACAGCGUGAUCUUCGGCAUGAGCGUACCCAAGGGCAUUGAUGAGGUGUUGGCGGAUGGAGGAGUAGAUCCCAAGUCGAUUGGUAAGAGCCUUUCUCUCUUAAUUGCUUUCCAGGAGCCUUCUCUCACAGACGACCGUACAGAUUACUGCAUAUGGUCUCACGCCCAUUUUGACCACCGCGGAGACGUGUCGGUCUUUCCUAAAUCAACAACUCUGGUAACUGGACCUGGAUACUUCUCAUCCAAAGGCAGACCCGGGGGAAGAGAUGAUCCACAGGCGGCAGCAGAGUUUGAAGGCCGACCGCUCGAGGAAGCCAACUUCGACAAAGGUCUGAUGGUGGGCAAGUUCAAAGCCCAAGACUUCUUCGGCGACGGUUCCUUUUACCUUCUUGAGGCUCCGGGCCAUCAGCCAGAGCACAUAUGUGGUCUCGCCCGGACGACACCGUCUUCGUCCCCCGAGGGAGCCACAUUCGUCUUUCUGGGCGGUGACAUCUGCCAUUUUGCGGGCGUCUUCCGGCCGUCGGAAGAGACCCCGCUCCCAAAUGGGAUUCCCGCUUCGGCCAUUGCAUUGCGCAGAGAUUGGGCGUCCAAAGCCGUGUGCCCAUGCUCUCACUUUACUCCCCACCAUCCUAACGCGUCGGACGAAAAAUCGGCGUCUACCACGCCCUGGUAUGAGCUUCCUCGCGGAGGUAAACACCCCGUCUAUACAGAUAUUGACCUGGCCACCGAGUCGGUUGCAAAGAUGCGUGAGCUGGAUAUCAAGGACAAUGUCAUGGUCUGCAUCGCGCACGACGCAAGUCUGCUGGAUGUGUUGCCGGUCUUCAACAAGCAGCCGGAGAGGGAUAUCAAUGACUGGAAGACUAAUGGAUGGAAGGCGACGACGUACUGGAGUUGGCUGAAUGAGGUGUCGGUAGACGGUAAUACGCCACAUGGGCCGGUGGUGGAAGGCUUUUGGAGGGAUGGCAAGAAGUGGGAUUACGCGGGAUACUUGGAAACUCUCAAGUAA
Molecule: messenger RNA, 2664 nt
Organism: Colletotrichum paranaense
Lineage: Eukaryota; Fungi; Ascomycota; Sordariomycetes; Glomerellales; Glomerellaceae
Exons: 3
Coding region: 1-2664 (887 amino acids)
Source: RefSeq, a predicted model, not a curated record